GUUGAGUGAAUUCAAUUAUUCGCCCCUUAACCAUUGCCCUCUGCGGAUUGCAGUGUUUACGAAUCAGGGAAACCUAGCUUGAUGCUGGCGGAGCCUGAUCUAUUGAAGCAGGUUCUAGUCAAGGAUUUUUCAGCACUGCCCAACAGACGGGAGCACAAGUUUGACGAUCCAUUUCUCACUAACAUAAUGACACUUGCGCCUGUCGAACGCUGGAGAAAGAUACGCCAACUUGCUACGCCGGCAUUUUCAACGGGAAAGCUGAGGAAGAUGAAUGACUUAAUCCAGGACUGCGCAAGAGUUAACUCUAAGCAUCUCGCAAGAGCCGCAGAAGAAGGCAGGGACCUGGAUGUCAAACAGUUUUACGGACACUUCGCCCUCGACAUGAUUGCAAGAUGUGCCUUUGGCACGACGCUCGAUUCCUACACGGACGCCACGAAUGAGUUCGUAACUCAAGCGAGAAAGGCUUUCGCGGCGAGAAUCACGCCUCUGCUAGUGAUUAAAAUGCUACUUCACAACUUUGUCAAGAUUAUGAAGAUGAAAACAGUCGACGAAAAGGCUUUCCUGUACUUCAAGAGCAUCUGCCAGCGCAUCAUGAAGAAAAGAGCAGAAAACAAGCAGAGAAAAGAUGACUUUCUGCAACUGAUGAUUGAAGCUCGCGAAGGUUGUCUGGCACCCUGCGGCGAAAGCGGGGACGAUCCAGGGAAGAGCUUCUGUGAUGACGACAUGGAAUCGAAGUCGAAUGGCGCACCCAGCUCUAAAGUACUGACCGAGGACGAAGCCCUGGCCCAGUGCGUGCUGUUCUUCGUGGGCGGCCAGGAGACCACCGCGUCGACCGUGGCGUUCGCCGCACACCUGCUCGCCACACACCCCGAAGUGCAGGACAAACUCAGGCGAGAAGUGGACGAUUGCAUUUCGACGCACGGAGAGGAACCCAGCAUGGACGUGGUGUCGAAGCUCAAGUACAUGCAUUGUGUCGUCUCCGAAACGCUACGACUAUACCCUUCAGCUCCAAGGCUUGAGCGGUCGGCGCUCCAAGACUACGUGCUUGGUGAAACGGGAAUCAAGCUUCCCAAGGGCUGCACAGUCGUCGUGCCUGUCUACGCUCUCCAUCGGGACCCGGAGUACUUCCCGGAGCCAGAUGCUUUCAAGCCCGAGAGGUUCAGUGACGAAAACGUAGGCUCCAUCAGGCCUUACACUUAUCUUCCAUUUGGGGCUGGACCCAGAAACUGCAUCGGAAUGCGGCUAGCACUUCAUGCUGUCAAGGUCGCGUUGCUGCACUCUAUUCACAAGGUUCAGUUUGUUCGGACGGAGAAAACUCAGGUUCCACUAAAGAUGAAAAUUGGGUUCGGCGCCGUGACUGCCGAAGACAUGACCGUAGGGAUACGCAAGCGGCCGCACAAUUUUGCCUAAAAGCAUGAACAAGCUUGAAUGGUUAAAUAACAUGGAAAAUUGUCAUUUUUGUUUUCUUCAUGCUCAGUGACAAUGCAGUGUUUCCCUGUCCGGCGUCUCUCAAUAUCAGCAUUUAUUUAGUUUAAGCAU
Dermacentor albipictus is the source of this 1539-nucleotide messenger RNA. Its product is annotated as cytochrome P450 3A24-like. The record is from RefSeq and is a predicted model, not a curated record. Gene Ontology annotation, molecular function: iron ion binding; monooxygenase activity; heme binding. NCBI's taxonomy places the organism in Eukaryota, Metazoa, Arthropoda, Arachnida, Ixodida, Ixodidae.